AUGCCGGGCGUAGUCAUGGACACUGCCAACAUCGGCGGACAGAUACAGGGAUCACCCAACGACUCGCAGAAUGGUGUAUCUUAUUCUGCCGGGGAGAAGGCGCCAAUGAAAGGCUCUGCUGUUGUUCAAAACGGCUCUCUCUACGCAACCGGCCUGGAGAAGGGUUCCGCUUAUCGCACGGACGCAUCAACCGUCACACCCGUGUUGGCAAAAACGAGAGAACUACCAGAGCUACCACAUGUGACGCAAGGAUUCUUUCCCUUUUCGAUCUUACUCAAUAGAUCAGCUCAACAAUGCUGGAACGAUCUACUUGAUUUGAUCACGGAACUCGCAGAAAUCCAGGUGGCUCCCAAUGACCCAGGAUUUGCAUCAGUCCCCAUCGUGGGGAAGCCACCGGGGAACCAGUCGUCUGAGAAUAUACAGAAGAAGCUCCGUGUGCUCGAAUUUUCUCACGCUAAACGUGCCGACUUCAUCAAGCUUCUCGUUCUUUCUCAAUGGGGUCGACAAGCUGCAGAUGUCAGCAAGCUGAUCGACAUUCAGAAUUUUAUACGUACACGUCACCAAGCAUACACAGGCGCGCUACAAUGGAUUGGAGAGAUGAAGAAAGACCUCGUUCGAGCCCAGGUGGCCAAUCCGGAUAUCAGGACGUCCCUUGAGGUAUUAUCCAAGGGAAGAGUGGCGUCCAUGCUUACCCUCGGUUACAAGCCUCCCAAGCUUCUAACGCCGAGAAGAGCUUUAAGGAAGUUACAAAAAAUUAACCGAUUACUAUGUACCCGACUUGCGCUGCAUGAUGAGCUUCCUCCUUCCUUUCAAACUUACAGCAUUCAUGACGGUCGAGUCACUUUUAUCGUACCUACUGAAUUUGAGCUUGACCUGUCCAUUGGAGAAGGAAGUGGAUUGUCACAAUUCUUUUUCGUCGACAUUCGCUUCCUCUUCCGUCCAUCGUCACCAAUCCCCAAAGGUCGAAUAUUCAACGAGCUUGAGUCCAAAGUCAAUGAUGUACUUCAGACUCGCGGCUUGCCCGGCUGUUUCGAUCUAUUACAUAAUCUGGUUCUUACGAACAAGAUCAAUGUCCUCUUUAAACAAGCCACCGAAAUGGCAAGGGGACUCUGGACUGAUGUAUUGCGCAUCGAGCUGCUACAUCGAACGGUUGUUGUCCACUAUUGGGCACGGAAGCCUGGUAGCAAGAGCUGGUUAGAAAUCGGGAUCAAUAGCGGCCGUCGCGGAUCUAUCCACGGGAGCCCUGUGCCACCCUACCUAGGGUUGCGCUGGAUAAAAGAUGGAGAAGAGGUCAAUUCUGGGUUGAUCGAUUUUGACACGGCGAACAUUUCUAUGGAACGGUUACUUCGAAGUGUUAUCGCCUUGCACGUAUCUCAUACCGUCUCCUCGGCAUAUCACAGCAUAAGUCAAAGCUUACUAUAUUCAACCAGCACGUUGUCCUUACGAGCCCAGCUCACAACCACUGAGCCCGGUAACUGCCUACUCGAUGUUCAACUCACGGAAACCAGAUACCUCAGGGUUUCUGUGGAGCCGAUGUCAGGAGCGAACGUCUUUUCCACUACGCCCAAUAUCUUGGAGCGGCCUGACAAUGAUCGGCUAGCAGACAAACCUGCUGUCGAUGACAUUGUCACCCGUGUUGCACGCCUCCGGUGCAUUGCAGCUAUAGAAGAAGUCGAAUGCUAUUUGCAAAUGCUAGGUUUCGACGUGAUAAACCCACGGAUAUUGAAUAUAGACGUUCGCAGGGUCUUUCCAUUGAACGUUCUGCGCUUCUCCUUCUUCAGCCACAAAUCUUGGGAGCGAAACUGGAUUGUAGCAGCAACGAGCAGCAUGGAUGGUGAUAAUUGGUGGCUUGUUCAACUUCGAUUGGGGGUCGUAGCCAAAAGACAUUCAGCAUAUGAUGUGAAUGUCGGCAGCCGGCCCACUUUUCGUUUGGCUCAGGUCGUCAGCAACACUUUCAUCUCAUCUCGGCUUGAAAAGAGUUAUAUGUCCUUUGUGAAUCUUGGGCACAGUCUAUCAGGAAUUCUUACAAUAUAUGCCAACUCCCGUUAUCUGGCCGACCUAGACGCAAUCAAAUCAUGUCCUCCUGCGCACAAGCUGAGAAUCGAGGCUGGCUUCCAGAUUCCAGACAUUUCACUUCGAUAUGAACCUGCCAAGCUUCCCAACGCCUUACGCUUAGUUCUACCUGCAGGAAUAAGGCAGAAAGGUUUCAUCAGAGAAACCAUUCGUCUUACAUUCCUUGGUAUCAAUUCACAGGCAAAUCUCGCCAUAAUUGGGGCCUACGGAAGAUUGAAUAUUCCUGUGAAAGCUUUCAGUGCCCUCAUAUCCAAGUGGGACCGCUCUUUAGUGUUUCAAGAGAGCCAUAACGGCUUUGCAAUUCGUCUACUUGCACCAACAGGUCGACCAGUCAUCAUUGGUCUCGUAGAAGAUCUACAGAGACUCGAAUGUGUGUUGUCUAUCCUAGAUACCUUGCAACGGAAGAAGAUAGAGGUCACGUCAAUAUCGCUGUCUGGCAUCUCCUUCAACUAUGGACCUGAAAGGGACUUAGCUGCCAGGCUGGAGGUUGACAUCAAAAGAAACCCCUCUCUUUCAGAGGCCGAUGCGACCGAGCUUGCGACCAGGUCUGAUUCGAUCUUCCGCUUGCAGCUCGGCAUAAAAUUUGACUCCACAAACCCCCAUCGUCGAAUCGAGGGAUCUCUUGCGUCUAGCCUGAAUCGUACUUCAGCUGAGGCCAGCAUAGAGACCAUUGCUGAACUCCUGACAAGCACAUUACCUUUAAUGCGAGCUUUGGAUCAUAUAAUGGAUAACACUUCUCGCAAUGAGUCCUUGAAGGUGCAGGUGACGGUGCGCAACGCCAUGACGUAUGUUAUUCACUAUCCUGAUGCAAAUUUGCACUUUCAAUUGGUUGCCAGGAUACGUUCGAACCGCCUAGUGUGGGUGCUCAGAAAUGUGAACAGCUCCGAGUCUGGUUCCGACCAGGUCAAUUCUAUGUCCAAGGUACAGCAGUCUCUGUAUGAUUCCAAAGGCGAUGGUUGGAGAGGGCUUGGAAAUGGUGUAAUUGCACAAGUUGACCGGGUUGGGAAUAUUUUGGGGGAACUUCACAGAUGCAUUGCUGCCUCCGUUCCCAAUCCUUCUUUGAAUAAAGCUGGUACCAGGGAAUUAUCGACCGUCACGCCCACGCAAGCUACGGCGCUCAGUGAGGUUGCCUCGGGAGUGGCAACGAAACCAGUACGCCAGGAUUCGUCACGUCUCGCUCAUUUGCAGGAAAGGACAACUCAACACUCUGCCAGUGUUGCUUCAAGCACUGCGGAUGUCAUCAUGAUCGACUAG
Molecule: messenger RNA, 3327 nt
Organism: Aspergillus aculeatus ATCC 16872
Lineage: Eukaryota; Fungi; Ascomycota; Eurotiomycetes; Eurotiales; Aspergillaceae
Product: mediator of RNA polymerase II transcription subunit 14
Exons: 2
Coding region: 1-3327 (1108 amino acids)
Biological process (GO): regulation of transcription by RNA polymerase II
Cellular component (GO): core mediator complex; mediator complex
Molecular function (GO): transcription coregulator activity
Source: RefSeq, a predicted model, not a curated record